UGAGUCUUAACAAAUGACUAACAUUGCAGGAAAGGAAGGGACAGAUCAUCAGAAAAAAGCUCGUCUAGGGGUAGCAGUAGUCACAGUAAUAGUAGCAGUAGGGAGUCUCUUUAUGUCUCUAGAUCUCAACCAACCCCUCCAACAACGGGUCUCUCUGGACAGUCCUGUAGUCAGGAACCAGACUCCAGACCACCAGGUCCAAAUCCCUGCCCGAUUGAGCAGGCUAGUGAAAUAAGAGAAUGUCCAACAGAAAUGUCACAGUGCAAUAGAACUGAGAACCAUACUCUACCCAUGAUUGAAACACCAAAGACUGACCCUUCUAUUAACAGUAAAUUAGGUGGUGCUCAUUAUAAUGGAUUACCCAUUUCUUCACGCUCUACAGAUCAAGAAUCAAGGGAUUCGGAAGAAGAUUGGAUAAACAACCAAGAUCUUGUCCUUUCUUCAGAAACUAUUCCAGUACAGUGUAGCACAGAUUGGCAAGCGGCAUUUGGGUUCACCUCGUCUAAUCGCAAACAUCAAGAUGAUGAGUUAGGUUUUGAUCCGUGGGAUGAAUCGGCUAAGGGAUUAGCUGAUCUCUUAGAAAAAGAAGCCACUCAAAAGCCACAACAACUGCCUCAGCUAAUUAAUCACAAAAUGGAAUCAGUACAUCCUCCUUAUUCUCACUUGAUGGACUCUCCGGGUUAUCCUAACCAUUUCCUUUUGAACUCCAGUCAAGAAUCAUCAAGAAGAGUUCCUCCUCCUCCAGGGUUCGGCCCUAGUCAUAUCAACAAGUUUGUAAAUAUUCCCAGACCAGCCUUUCCUUCAGAAGUUUCACCCAGCAAGAUGAUGUCUUUGAUGAACAUACCUCCGAAUCACCACGUCAUGAAUGGGCCUAGCUCAUUCCAGGAACAAAUGUUACCCGGGUUCAACAAUCAUGUGCCUGCACCUGGUGUACUGCCUGCUAGACCAAAGUUUGGCAAUGCUUUUGUCAUGAAAGACUGGCAAGAAGGUUUGCGUUCUCUGUUCCCAAAAAUCAACAUAAGUUUUGGACCCCCAACUACUCAGACAGUACCAACUCCUACAGUUCUCCAAAAUCCUAAAGUUAAUCAAGUUCACCCUGUAUGGAACCCCCAUGGACCGUCCUGGGUAAAUCAAGAUCCUGCAAUUCUCUCCUCGGGAAGUAUUACAGACAGUCGUUCGGACAGUCCGCCCCAUUGGAUGAAAUCCCUUCAACAGCUAACCGUAGAAGACGGAACUAUAAAUAAUCACAACCAUCACGUACCGUUACCCAUGCCGUUUGCUUACAGAGCAACACAGUGGCCAGGCGUCCCUCCCCCACCUGGCUUCAAUCCACCCCUUUCGGCCCUCCUUGAAACCAACAGAACCCCAGAUACUUGCUGAAAAUUUAUAAAUUUUCAACUGAGGCCUGACGUGAAGGACUACAGUACAAGAAAUGAAUACAUAAAGCUAUAUACAGCCAAUGUCCAGUAACUUUAUGGUUAUGUACCAUACUGGGGCAAGUUCCCAAAAAUCUUCUCUUUCUGUGCUUUUUAAUUUCCUUUAGUGACCACUUACACAGCAUGAAUUUAACUCAGUUAUAGACAGUUCCUUUUUUUGUCUUCAGUGCUAACAGUAGCUAGCUGGUGUUUCAGUUUGCCAUUGGAUAUGGUACUUGCUUCUUUCCAUCUGUGAAGUUCACAUCAGAGAUACUUUAUUCAUGUGAUAGAAUGUAUUAAAAACAACAAACUAUGAACCAUCUUGUUAAAUUAAAAUUUAUUAAAGCAAC
Molecule: messenger RNA, 1765 nt
Organism: Limulus polyphemus (Atlantic horseshoe crab)
Lineage: Eukaryota; Metazoa; Arthropoda; Merostomata; Xiphosura; Limulidae
Exons: 9
Coding region: 253-1380 (375 amino acids)
Source: RefSeq, a predicted model, not a curated record